This is a messenger RNA of Toxotes jaculatrix (banded archerfish), 4991 nucleotides long. RefSeq names its product neuregulin 2a (gene nrg2a). The transcript is spliced from 11 exons. Gene Ontology annotation, molecular function: signaling receptor binding. The record is from RefSeq and is a predicted model, not a curated record. Gene Ontology annotation, biological process: nervous system development; animal organ development; intracellular signal transduction. NCBI's taxonomy places the organism in Eukaryota, Metazoa, Chordata, Actinopteri, Toxotidae. The coding region runs from base 203 to 2011 and encodes 602 amino acids.
CCUUCCUCUCCCUCUCUCUCCCUCUGCCCUGCUGUGAGUAGGUGGUUCCUUGCGGUACUUGAUUGGUGUGAGUCUAUAUAGGAGGAGAGACGCUCUAACAGGCUCAGAGUCUGGUGGUGCCCACUUGCCACACGUUCCCAAAAGGACUACCUGUUUUUUUUUGUCUGCCUUUUCCUGAGAGGAUUUACUUUGUUCUGACAGCAUGACGGAGAGCAAGAGGAAAGAUAGGAAAGGGAGAAAGAAGGGGGGUAAGAAAGGACAAAAGGAGAAAGAGGCCGAUCCCACUAAAGCUGCGGCUCCAAAGUUAAAACCGAUGAAGAAUCCAAUAAUAGUGGACGAGGGAAAAAAGCUCACAGUUAAGUGUGAGGCCACAGGGAACCCUCUCCCUACCUACAGAUGGUUCAAAGAUGGCAACGAGCUGAAGAAAAACAAAAAAGUCAAAAUAAGGAACAACCAGAAAAACUCCAAAGUCCAGAUCAGCAGAGCAAAACUGGAGGAUUCUGGGAAUUACACAUGUGUGGUGGAGAACCCGCUGGGAAAGGACAACUCCACUGGCACUGUUAACGUCCAAAGCAUAACCACAACGCUAUCUCCAGGCUCAGGCCACACCAGAAGAUGCAACGACACAGAGAAGUCCUACUGUGUGAAUGGCGGCGACUGUUACUUCAUAGAUGGUGUAAAUCAGCUCUCCUGCAAGUGUCCAAAUGACUUUACUGGUGAUCGCUGUCAAACCUACGUUAUGGCCAGUUUCUACCAGCAUCUUGGGAUUGAAUUUAUGGAGGCAGAGGAACUCUACCAGAAAAGAGUCCUGACAAUCACGGGUAUUUGUGUGGCUCUGUUGGUGGUGGGCAUCGUGUGUGUGGUUGCCUACUGUAAAACCAAGAAACAAAGAAAGAAGAUGCACAAUCAUCUGCGACAAAACAUGUGUCCAGAACACCCCAAUCGUAACCUAGCUAACGGACCCAAUCACCCAGGACCAGGCCCAGAGGAAAUCCCUAUGGUAGAUUACAUAUCAAAGAACGUCCCUGCAACUGAACGAGUCAUACGGCCUGCAACAGAGGGAUCGUUCCCUGCCAGCCAUGCCUCUUCAAGAUCUCACAACUCUUCCACACGUGCCCAUUCAUCCACUCACAGACAUGAGGAACGGACAUGGAGCCUGGAACACUCUGACAGUAUCCUCUCUGACUCGCCGGGAAUGAUGUCAUCGUCCGUGGGGACCAGUAAAUGCAGCAGUCCUGCGUGCAUGGAGGCGCGGGCACGGCGCGCUGCACACUGUGGUUACUCUGACCCCCAUCGGCCAGGCCUACAGUAUGGGGACUCCUUCGACUCGCUGGGAGACUCUCCGCACAGCGACAGAUAUGUGUCAGCCCUUACGACACCAGCCCGCCUCUCGCCAGUGGAUUUCCAUUACUCAUUGCCCCCACAGGUGCCUACCUUCCAGAUCACAUCCCCCAAUGCCAGCCAUGCCAUGUCUCUCCCUCCUGCUGUCCACAACCCCUACCCUCUGGAGGAUGACCAGCCUCUGCUGCGCCGCUACCAGGUGCCCCUACACGAUGCCCAGUGCCAGGAGCCCUACCGGCAGCAGCGUCGUACCUAUCUAAAUGACAGCAGGGGAAGCCUGCCCUCCAGCCCCUACCGGCUGGCUGAGGACGAAGACUAUGAGACCACCCAGGAGUAUCUCUCCUCUCGGGAGCAACCAAAGAGAAGUGGGUCCAGUGGAACUGGUAGUCGGCGCUGGCGGAGAUCCAGACUGAAUGGCCAUGUGGCCCCACGUGGAUAUGAGGCAUCUCGGGACUAUGGGUCUCGAAGCUGCCUAACAGAUAGUGAGUCAGAGGAGGACGGUGAGAGCACGCCCUUCCUCAGUAUGCAGAACAUGAAUGCCGAGCCCUCCACCAUCUACAGGCCGGUGGACAGUCGGACUUCUCACUCAUCGGGGCGGCACAGUGGGCAUGGGAACAUGCAUACAAGACUUACACACUCACGCUCCAAACCAGACAAUACACCCCAUUAAAGAGUGAAAAUGAACCAACAAAAAUCAAUAUAGUAUAGACCUGCAUCUAUAAGAAAUAUUUUUAUUUUAUAUAACUGACAGAUAUUCUAAACAAAUGAAAUAUUUAUUUUCAUUUUAGCAAAAGUUGUCUACUAGUUAACAGCAAAGACUUUUUUAUAGGGAAAACUCUAUUUAUAUGUACAUUUUGAUUUACAGCAUAAAAAGAUGUGCCAGUUUUUUCACAACGUAAAAAAUAGAGUAAUAUUGUGGUGCCUUUUGCUGUAUGCCGAUGCCAGAGGGCCAGUGGAGGUUUUUGUAGCCUUUCUUAUAUGGACGCCUCAUUUUUUAUACACAUUUAUGUUUUUUUUUUUCCUCUCUGGUUUCCUGUUUUACUUUCUUUCCGAGUUGCAUUCUUUGAGGAGUCUAGCCCUACUGGAACAUAACCCCUUCCAUAUCACGCAAUAUAAACCACUUCAACAUAAAGUGUAUGUUUACAUUAAUAUGAUUCGCCUGUAGGGUUUAUGAUUUGGGAUUUAAUAGAACGCCUGAUAAAUACAAUGUAAAUCCUUUUUGCCCUCUGACUAAUGUCUACCAAGAGAAAGAGCGAGUGAGAGAGAGUGAGAGAGAAUGUGUGCUUUGUGCGUGUGUGUGUAAAUGCCUGUGUGUGUAUGUGUGCGCGCAUGUCAGUUUGCUUGCAUGUAUUUGUGAUUGUUAGAUGAAUUUCAUUGUUUGUUGUGGUCACAUCAAAUGUGUGGGUCUACUGGUGUCUCAGCAGAGCUGACAGAAGAGUGUCUCAGAGGUCCACAGAAUAGUGCUUUAUCAGAACAGUGACCCCCAGUGUAGGUGGACAGGUAAGGCUGCUGUCAGGGUUGUAUGUUAUGCAGGUCAUUGCUUGAUGUGUUUACAGCUAUUCUGCCCCUUUCCCAGCCUGCCCUAGUUAAGUCCCCUUUAUUUCUCAGCAGGUUUUCCUCCUGUUAGCCUGUUAUGAGGCCAACAAACACUGAGCCGCUUGGCACUGGGUGACCCCUGCCAUCAGAGGUGGUGGCAAAACAAAAAGAUUGCAUCUGUUUUCACUCAACUCUGACCCUAAUCCCAUGCCUCAUCAUCCUUCUGUGUCCAUUCUGUUUUUGUGGCUCGUGUUAAAAGGCCACACAGUGUCUCAGGAUUUCAACAUGCCCCCCACCCACACCCCCCCCUCCACCUUAACCCUGUUCACCCUCUUCCUCUACUUGAGGAGGUCUACCUAAGACUGGUUCUCAGAUGUUGAGGGCCUAAAUGUUAACAUACAGUCUACCAGUUCCCUGAACACUCCCAUAGCGAGAGAAAAAAGUCAAGCGGAAGCAGCUCAGCGGAGAACAGUACAGAACAUGCUAGACAAUAGAAAUGAAAUAGCUGUGAAACUUUGGAGGAUCAUACAAUGCAAAAAUAUGCAAACUUUCUAUUUUGCUGUUUGAUUACAUCAUUUUCUAAGAGGUGACUGUAGUGUGUUGUGUGUGAAAAAAAAGAUGCCUAUAGUGUAGAAUGAAAUAACAUGAUAUAAAUGCAUAUUUACAUGAGUUAUUUUUUAAAGCCAUUAUGCAGCCAUCUAUCAAGUUGUCAGCCUUUCUUGUUCACGUAUUCAUUUCCAUUGAAUGACUGUGUUCAUGAAUUAUUUUAUCACUUGGUUUAGACCGCUCCACUUUACAUGCGCACUUCCAAGUAAUGUCAAAUAGCAUCCAGAUAGUGUCUCCUCCAAUAGUACUGUGUACUGCUUUGUCUUGUUGACGGAUCUAGUCAUUUCAAAUUUAGUCCGUAAAAUGAUAAUGAUUUUAAAAGUAAACUAAAUCAUUUAAGCCCUCUGUCCUCCACUGAAGGAAAAGUAAAUAUUUAAAAGAUAAUUCAAGAAAUGUCAAACCCAUUAUAAGUGACUCAGUGAGAGAGGACAGCUGAUGAUGUUUCAUCACUGUUGGUCUGUUUCUAUUUGUCGUUAAAAAAAAAAGAAAAAAAAACAAAAAAAAAAUGAAUGCUGAAUUAUCACAUGAUUAUUGGUUUAAAAAAAAGUCUUUAAAAAGAUUGAUCUGCAAUUCUAUCUGCUAUGUGGUAAAUGCACAGUGGUAUUGUUAUAGAGAAUGGUCUUUGGUCACACCUCACUUGCAGAUAUUUCAGAAGUUUCUCACCUCUGGGUCUAAUUUUGUAUGUCUGAAAAAUGCAAAAGAAGACUGUGCUCCUCUAGUUUAAAUGUGACACUCCCUUCACUUUGCCAGUCCUCUCACCCAAUUGAGAUGCUACCAGGCACGUCCUGCCAUUCUCUUCUGUUUAAUUUUAUGACACCCCCCGCCCCCCACACACACAACCCGCCCCUACUCUCCCUCCCCAACCCCACCUCCCUCCACCCCCACCUGACCCCACCCUCGCUUGAAAUGUUUGAACACCUCUCCUCUGCAUGUCCUUGUGGUCAAGGUUAGAUGGGUGCAUGGUAAAAAAGCAGCAGACAAUUCUUUUCCAGUCAGUGAAAGUGUAUUUCAUUUAACAUUCAGCAAUAAAAAAGAACCUUUCCCCAUGUCAUUCCUGAAAUAUGCUAGAAAAAAAAAAGAAAAAAAAAUGCGAGAUUGUCAUAGAUUGUAAAAUAAAAUGAAAAAUGAAUCCACCUGUUCAUAUGAGAAAAUAAAUCUUUAUUCAUAUCAUUUUAUGAUGUAGUUAUUUCUCUAGAAAGCCUUGCUCUGCAUUUUGAUUCAUCUGAUUUAUCUGGGCUUAAGGUUGGAAUCAUCUGGCACAAUGCACACAAUACACAGUGUGUCUCCGGAGUACACACAUAAAAUCUGAUUGUGAAAUAAGAUCUAUUUAAUAUGGUAAUUGGGGGUUAUAACAAAGCUGUUUUAGAUGGUAGUUCUGCUCUCAGAAGUGACAACUCAUACAGUCCUUGCCAGACACACAUUAAAAAAACAUCCUGAGCUGAACAUUGUAAAAUUAUAUAACUGUUUAAAAGAAAAAAAAAAGAAAAAACAAACAUAUGAGGCUAUCC